Messenger RNA from Knipowitschia caucasica, 1680 nucleotides. The record is from the annotation of a GenBank genome assembly. NCBI's taxonomy places the organism in Eukaryota, Metazoa, Chordata, Actinopteri, Gobiiformes, Gobiidae.
AUGGAUGGAAAUAAUCUUGUCAGACGCUCGUGCUGUGGGGGUCUCCAGGAGGAGGGUGUGGGGGUCUCCAGAAGGAGGGUGUGGGGGUCUCCAGGAGGAGGGUGUGGGGGUCUCCAGGAGGAGGGUGUGGGGGUCUCCAGGAGGGGGCUGGGUGCCAGGCGGGUCGGCAGCAGACCUCCUCCCAUUCACUAUAAAACCCCUAGAUCCACCCCUAAUCUGCCUCUUUCUGUUACCUGGCACAGGGGCAGCUGCAUCGGCCUUGAAACCCACAGAAACACCGAAACCAACACAAUGGGAAAGGAAAAGAUCCACAUUAACAUCGUGGUCAUCGGCCAUGUCGACUCCGGAAAGUCCACUUCCACCGGUCAUCUGAUCUACAAAUGCGGUGGAAUCGACAAGAGAACCAUCGAGAAGUUCGAGAAGGAGGCCGCGGAGAUGGGCAAGGGCUCUUUCAAAUAUGCCUGGGUGCUGGACAAGCUGAAGGCAGAGCGUGAGCGUGGAAUCACCAUCGACAUCGCUCUGUGGAAGUUUGAGACCGGCAAGUACUACGUGACCAUCAUCGAUGCUCCUGGACACAGGGACUUCAUCAAGAACAUGAUCACUGGUACUUCUCAGGCUGACUGUGCCGUGCUCAUCGUCGCUGCUGGUGUUGGAGAGUUUGAAGCUGGAAUCUCUAAGAACGGACAGACCCGUGAGCACGCCCUGCUCGCCUUCACCCUGGGCGUCAAGCAGCUCAUCGUUGGAAUCAACAAAAUGGACUCCACUGAGCCCCCGUACAGCCAGGCCCGUUACGACGAAAUCACCAAAGAAGUCAGCGCCUACAUCAAGAAGAUCGGCUACAACCCCGCCACCGUGGCCUUCGUGCCCAUCUCUGGGUGGCACGGAGACAACAUGUUGGAGAAGAGUGAGAAGAUGACGUGGUUUAAGGGAUGGAAGAUCGAGCGUAAAGAUGGUGGUGCUAGCGGCACCACACUCCUGGAGGCUCUGGACGCCAUCCAGCCGCCUUCUCGUCCCACCGACAAGCCCCUCCGUCUGCCCCUGCAGGAUGUCUACAAAAUCGGAGGUAUCGGCACAGUCCCUGUGGGUCGUGUGGAGACUGGCGUCCUGAAGCCCGGCACGGUGGUGACCUUCGCUCCUCCUAACCUGACCACUGAGGUCAAGUCUGUGGAGAUGCACCAUGAGUCUCUGCCUGAAGCUGUGCCCGGAGACAACGUUGGCUUCAACGUAAAGAACGUGUCCGUGAAGGAAAUCCGCCGUGGAAACGUUGCUGGUGACAGCAAGAACGACCCUCCCAAGGCCGCAGAGAACUUCAACGCUCAGGUCAUCGUCCUGAACCACCCCGGUCAGAUCAGCGCCGGGUACGCUCCAGUCCUGGAUUGCCACACAGCUCACAUUGCCUGCAAGUUCAGCGAGCUGGUCGAGAAGAUCGACCGCCGUUCUGGAAAGAAGAUGGAGGACAACCCUAAAUUUGUGAAAACUGGAGACGCCGCCAUUGUUAAGAUGAUCCCACAGAAGCCCAUGGUCGUAGAGUCCUUCUCAAACUAUCCUCCCCUCGGUCGUUUCGCUGUGCGUGACAUGAGGCAGACCGUGGCCGUCGGCGUCGUCAAGUCGGUUACUCCAAAGGAAGCUACAAGUGGCAAAGUCACCAAGGCUGCCGAAAAAGCCCAGAAGAAGAAAUGA